AACCGGAACGAACUUAUACAACUAAUGUCCUGCGCCAAGCUAGAGCUCGGGAAAUGGGUAUCCAAUACCAAAGGCAUAGCAGAGGAGGAUACCGACGCCUACACACAACCAACUCAAUGGUCACCAGUAAAGGUUCUGGGACUCUACUGGCAUCCUGGAAAGGACACGCUAACAUACAAUGUGGGUCUAUCUGCAAAUCCUAACUGCACAAAAAGACAAGUCUUGUCCGAUGUUUCACGGAUAUUCGACCCACUUGGACUCUUGGCACCCGUCGUGGUUCAGUUCAAGAUUCUUUUUCAGCGACUAUGGUUACUCAAUCUGGAUUGGGAUGAUCCACUUCCAACAAAACUGGCGGACAAUUGGCUGAAGUGGCGCGCUGACCUCGACACAUUGCAGCAGUUUCAACUACCACGUUUGGUUGUCAACUACGCAGACAACAUCGAGUUGCACGGAUUCUCCGAUGCUUCUAUCAAGGCAUACGCGGCUGUAGUUUACAGCAGAGUAAUACACGACGACGGCUCUGUGUCCGUAUCUUUAGUGGCUGCAAAGACAAGGGUGGCUCCACUCAAGCAGCAAUCCUUGCCACGCCUGGAGCUUUGCGGAGCACUUCUUCUGAGCCAACUCAUACGAUCAAUUAAGGCUGGAUUACGACACAAAGAUACAACUGUAUUUGCAUGGUGCGACUCUACAAUUGUAUUAUCGUGGUUAUCAUAUGCACCAGCCCAGCUGAAGACGUUUGUUGGGAAUCGAACCUCGGAAAUUCUGGAUUCCAUUCCAUGCCAUGCUUGGCGUCAUGUGGACUCCAAAACAAACCCAGCUGACUGUGCGUCCAGAGGCCUCAUGGCUGCCGAUCUCAUCGACUUUCGGCUGUGGUGGACUGGUCCUUCAUGGCUACGUGACAACGAUCAAUUCUUGGUAAAGUUGAACAACUCAAAGUUUUACGUUACUCUUUCAGAAACUGGCAUACAAAACGAAGUCAAAACCAAUUGUUUGUCUACAUUGGCCGAAUCACAAUUGGAUAAUCCGCUGGAAGAACUAAUAGCCCGAGUCUCCUCCUGGCGGAAGCUGGUGCACACUAUUGGCUAUGUCCUUCGCUUCAUCCAACGCACAAAACAUCCAUCUCGGGACAGGAGCUCCCAAUCUCUAACAUUUCAUGAGAUACGGACUGCACGGAUUCUGUGUUUGCGUUACGCGCAAACCUGCUUUCAAUAUGACUACCAAUUGCUACUUGCCAAGAAGCCAUUACGGAGCCGAUCGCAGCUUGUGAAACUGUCACCAAUCAUUGACAAAGACAAUCUACUCAGGGUCGGCGGACGAUUGCAUCACUCUCAAUUGCUAGAAGAGGCGAAACAUCCAGUUUUGCUGCCAAAGACUCAUCGCAUCACGAAACUGAUCUUGGAACACGAGCACCGGGUCAACCUCCACCCUGGUGUCUCUGCACUCUUCGUAAUUGUUCGGCAAAGGUUCUGGAUAUUUGGCGCACGUAACCUCGUACGCAAAAUCACGCACGAAUGUUUGGCAUGCUUUCGACAAAGACAGCAUACAUCACAGCAACGAAUGGCUGAUCUACCCAGCAUUCGUAUCACACAAGCACUGCCAUUUGUCAACACCGGUUGCGACUAUGCUGGGCCAAUCCUUCUCAAGGAUGGCAAGGUUCGCAAACCACGUAUAAGCAAGGGCUAUAUAUGCCUAUUCGUUUGCCUGGUCACAUCGGCAAUACAUUUGGAACUUGCCACGGAUCUCACCACUGAAACGUUCCUGGCUGCACUGCGGCGCUUCAUAUCUCUACGUGGCAAGUGUGCCAAAAUCUACAGUGACAACGGCACAAAUUUCAUCGGCGCGAAACGCUCACUUGAUGAAAUGCAAACCCUACUGGCGUCACAGCAACACACCGACCUGGUUACUCAUACCCUGGCGGAUGACGGCAUACAAUGGGUAUUCAUUCCGCCUGGCUCACCUCAUUGGGGUGGAAAAUGGGAAUCGGCAGUUCGAUCUGUUAAACUGCACCUUCGACGAGUCGUCGGAACCUUAAUGCUUACAUUUGAGCAGAUGCGUACCCUACUUGCGCAAGUCAGCGCAGUGGUCAACUCACGUCCUGUAUCACACCGGAUACUGAGGUCAACUAUUUAUCGCCGGCUCACUUCUUAAUUGGACGACCAUUCACCACUAUACCGGAGGCUGACUUGGGUCACAUUACUGUGGGUCGAUUGGGGUACUGGCAGAGUAUCCAGUCCAUGUACCAAGGCUUCUGGAAACAAUGGCAUCAGGAGUACCUGACCACUCUUCAACAGCGUCCAAAGUGGACCACGUCUAACCCUAAUAUCUCGAUCGGAGACGUUGUGCUUGUUAAGGAGUCCAACAGCCCACCGGCUUCAUGGCACAUCGCAAGAGUUAUAGAAGCCUAUCCAGGAAAGGACGAACUGGUUCGAGCUGUCAAGCUUAAGACCGCAUCUGGAGAAUUAACCCGACCAAUUACUAAAAUCGCGGUAUUGCCCCGUUCCGAAACUUUGUUUCA
This is a messenger RNA of Drosophila miranda, 2515 nucleotides long. RefSeq lists its product as uncharacterized. Gene Ontology annotation, biological process: DNA integration. Lineage: Eukaryota; Metazoa; Arthropoda; Insecta; Diptera; Drosophilidae. The transcript is spliced from 2 exons. Gene Ontology annotation, molecular function: nucleic acid binding. The record is from RefSeq and is a predicted model, not a curated record. Bases 25 to 2148 code for a protein of 707 amino acids.